Molecule: messenger RNA, 1011 nt
Organism: Lytechinus pictus (painted urchin)
Lineage: Eukaryota; Metazoa; Echinodermata; Echinoidea; Temnopleuroida; Toxopneustidae
Exons: 2
Coding region: 1-1011 (336 amino acids)
Source: RefSeq, a predicted model, not a curated record
AUGGUCAGAGUGGAGAAGACUGGAACAAUUGCAGAUCUGAUAGUGGAAUACAGUAAUGAAUUACCAAAGUUUCUCAUCCACAGCUUUGUGAAACGUGAGCAGAGCAAGAUAUUUGAGGAGACAAAAGCUGAUGCCAAAAAUAAUGAGACUGUUGCUGAACUACAAGUUGACUUUGCCGAGAACUUUGCAGCAGUGUUGCAAGAUGACAUACAGAGUGCCCAUUGGCACCAAAAGCAGGUGACUGUUUUCACCGGAAAGUCUUGGGGUUAUGAAGAGGACCAGGCAUUUGCACUCAUCUCUGACAGCCUUGACCAUGAUAACAUCACUGGGGAUGGUAAGAUAGCCUUCAAACCAUAUUCCAUGGCAUCAAAUGAAAUGAUAAGGCUGAAGCAAAUGGUCACUGCAGAAGAGCAGCUUAUUCUUCACCAUCCUGCAGUGACAGCAAGUUCAGAAGCCAGUGACCAGCAGCAAGAUGCAUCCACAGACCAGCAAAAUGAAGCUCAAGGAGCCCAACAAGAUGCACCAACAGAACUGCAAAGUGGAACUGCAAGUACCCAGGGAGAAGCAACAGAACUGCAAAUGGAGGCAGAAAACCAGCAGCAAGCUAGAAGAGACCAGGAGCAGAAGGCUGAUGAUGGGGAUGACAACUCUGAUGGAGUCGGAAUGGAAGCAAACAUCAACACGGAUAUAGAUGUUCAAGAUUUUGUGGCUGUGCGUGCAAAAGGGACCAGUAAAAAGGUAUCAGACCAGUUGUUUGUUGCAAAGGUUUUCUCCAAGCCCGAGGGACAGUAUGGUGUUUCAUACAUGAUAAAGCAGAAAAAUCUUUACACUUGGCCAGCAGGAGAAGAACAGAUCUUUGUUCACCCGAAAGAAGACAUCAUUGCAGAAUUGGACACACCCAAAAUUGUCAUGAUAGGAAGCUGGCUUCUCUUUGAUGUCGAUAUCAAGAAGGCUGAAUUGGCAUUUCAUGGAGUUAAAAUCAAAAUCAGAUUAAAAAUCAAAACAUUGUAA